AAAGGUCGGGCGAUUGUGUCAGGAAGCAAAUCCGACGUAGACGGCAGCGGGCGGAGCUCAAGCCCAGUGAUGCCCGGUGCGCAGCGAUCCCACCUGGAGAGUCGGGGCGGCACGUUGAGACCCCAGGGGUGAGGGGCGGGGAUCCAAAUCCCCGCCCUGUUUUCCCCUCCCCUUUCCCCGCCUCCUUCUCGCCCCUCCCCCCUCCUCCCCUCUGGUUGGAAAGUUUCUAGAAUCUCUUCCCAGCGGCCUUUGCGGUUCCAACAUGGCGGAGCUGACGGUGGAGGUUCGCGGCUCCAACGGGGCUUUCUACAAGGGAUUUAUCAAAGAUGUUCAUGAAGACUCCCUUACAGUUGUUUUUGAAAAUAAUUGGCAACCAGAACGCCAGGUUCCAUUUAAUGAAGUCAGAUUACCACCACCACCUGAUAUAAAAAAAGAAAUUAGUGAAGGAGAUGAAGUAGAGGUAUAUUCAAGAGCAAAUGACCAAGAGCCAUGUGGAUGGUGGUUGGCUAAAGUUCGGAUGAUGAAAGGAGAAUUUUAUGUCAUUGAAUAUGCUGCUUGUGACGCUACUUACAAUGAAAUAGUCACAUUCGAACGACUUCGGCCUGUCAAUCAAAAUAAAACUGUCAAAAAAAACACCUUCUUUAAAUGCACAGUGGAUGUUCCUGAGGAUUUGAGAGAGGCGUGUGCUAAUGAAAAUGCACAUAAAGAUUUUAAGAAAGCAGUAGGAGCAUGCAGAAUUUUUUACCAUCCAGAAACAACACAGCUAAUGAUACUGUCUGCCAGUGAAGCAACUGUGAAGAGAGUAAACAUCUUAAGUGACAUGCAUUUGCGAAGUAUUCGUACGAAGUUGAUGCUUAUGUCCAGAAAUGAAGAGGCCACUAAGCAUUUAGAAUGUACAAAACAACUUGCAGCAGCUUUUCAUGAGGAAUUUGUUGUGAGAGAAGAUUUAAUGGGCCUGGCAAUAGGAACACAUGGUAGUAACAUUCAGCAAGCUAGGAAGGUUCCUGGAGUUACCGCCAUUGAGCUAGAUGAAGAUACUGGAACAUUUAGAAUCUAUGGAGAGAGUGCUGAUGCUGUAAAAAAGGCUAGAGGUUUCUUGGAAUUUGUGGAGGAUUUUAUUCAGGUUCCUAGGAAUCUCGUUGGAAAAGUAAUUGGAAAAAAUGGCAAAGUUAUUCAAGAAAUAGUGGACAAAUCUGGUGUGGUUCGAGUAAGAAUUGAAGGGGACAAUGAAAAUAAAUUACCCAGAGAAGACGGUAUGGUUCCAUUUGUAUUUGUUGGCACUAAAGAAAGCAUUGGAAAUGUGCAAGUUCUUUUAGAGUAUCAUAUUGCUUAUCUAAAGGAAGUAGAACAGCUAAGAAUGGAACGCCUACAGAUUGAUGAACAGCUACGACAGAUUGGUAUGGGUUUCAGACCUUCUUCCACCAGAGGGCCUGAAAAAGAGAAAGGAUAUGCCACUGAUGAAAGUACCGUCUCUUCUGUACAAGGUUCUAGGUCUUAUAGUGGAAGAGGCAGAGGUCGUCGGGGCCCUAAUUACACCUCCGGUUAUGGUACAAAUUCUGAGCUGUCUAACCCCUCUGAAACGGAAUCUGAGCGUAAAGACGAGCUGAGUGAUUGGUCAUUGGCAGGAGAAGAUGAUCGAGACAGCCGACAUCAGCGUGACAGCAGGAGACGCCCAGGAGGGAGAGGCAGAAGUGUUUCAGGGGGUCGAGGUCGUGGUGGACCACGUGGUGGCAAAUCCUCCAUCAGUUCUGUGCUCAAAGAUCCAGACAGCAAUCCAUACAGCUUACUUGAUAAUACAGAAUCAGAUCAGACUGCAGACACUGAUGCCAGCGAAUCUCAUCACAGUACUAACCGUCGUAGGCGGUCUCGUAGACGAAGGACUGAUGAAGAUGCUGUUCUGAUGGAUGGAAUGACUGAAUCUGAUACAGCUUCAGUUAAUGAAAAUGGGCUAGUCACAGUUGCAGAUUAUAUUUCUAGAGCUGAGUCUCAGAGCAGACAAAGAAACCUCCCAAGGGAAACUUUGGCUAAAAACAAGAAAGAAAUGGCAAAAGAUGUGAUUGAAGAGCAUGGUCCUUCAGAAAAGGCAAUAAACGGCCCAACUAGUGCUUCUGGCGAUGACAUUUCUAAGCUGCAGCGUACUCCAGGAGAAGAAAAGAUUAAUACCUUAAAAGAAGAAAACACUCAAGAAGCAGCAGUCCUGAAUGGUGUUUCAUAAACUGAAGAAGUUCCUAGUUUACAGUUCUUUUACAUUACAUUUACAAUAGUGCUUGUACAAGCUUGCCAAAGAUAGAAUAUGGAUCGCCAGUCUUUACAUCGCACUUUCAGUUCCUCCAUUUGGAAUUCAAAAAGGGGAGGGAUCCUGAAGAAAUCAUAUGUUAAACAUACUUUGACACCUACUGUGUUAUAAAAUAUAUCAUCAGAUGUGCCUUGAGAAUAGUAUAUGUAACAUUAAAAAAAGUUGCUGGCUAUAGGAAAUGUUAUUUUGUUUUCAAAAUAUGGCAGAGAUGGGGGGUGGUGGGUGGGGUGGGAUCCCUAACGUAAUAUUCUUUAUGAAAGCAUUAGCUGCUUUUGUUACAUUUUUAAUAUGCAACCACUUCUUCACCUGAGGAAAACUAGAAUGAAAUGCAGUCUAAAAUAUUUUGCACUGAAUUGUAAUUUCUUCAUUAGUUUAGUCUGGAAACUGGUCUGUUUUAAUGUGUUUUUUAAAUGCUGUAUGUAGAGGAAAAUCUGCAGACCACUGGAAUACAUUUGUUAAACUCUCAUCUGCAGGGACACUGGGCGAUACUUGGCAGUGACUGUUCUACCUUGAGGCUUUGUUUGGUUUAUUUAUUUAAGUGUACAGUAUUUAAAAAUCAAACAUAGCUUUAGUUAAAACACUAAGCUGAAUUAGUCAUGUCCAUUCAGACAUAACCUGAACUACUGAAAAGAUCAAUUUCCAGAAAGUUUAUUCUGUAUAAACUACAUGUUAGUCUUCAGUAGAGUAUCUUUUUUUUUUUUCCUUUUUUUUUUAAUUUCGGUUGUUUGAUGUGCAAUAUGUUUUUGUAUGCAGGUAGUAAAUAAACUUUGAUCUUCCAUUUGCUGAAUUUUUUUAACUUUCUACUUUUUACACCAGUUGUUGCAAAGUAGUUGGAGCUAUUUAUAGGCUUAGGAUAGUAUACUUUGCUUUUUUAAAAGCAGUUAUACUUGCUCGUAAAUAGCAUUAAAAUGUCACCUGGCCAUUUAAUCAUUUUGUAACGAAUCCUCUGAAAUCUUAACACAAGUUUAGGCUGUUAAUUAUAGGUAAUUAAUAAUACAUGUGAUAAUUAGGAAAAAAAAACCUAACAAAAUUCUAAUCAAAGGCAACUUUGGAAGACAGUGGGGGAUAGAAGGUAUGACAGGCAACUUUUAAAUAAUAGGCCAGUGUUUUGCUUCUUGAUUCUCAAAUUACUUUGAAGGCUCUCAUACCAGUGACUAAAAAUCAGUUAUUAAACUUUAUAUGUUUUAGCCAGAGCUUAAUUUUUAUGAAGAUAAAGACAUGAAGUUUAACAGUGGUAUAACAAUUAGUAUAGCUAAUUGUGAGGUCAAGUCAAUUGUUAGAAGGCUUUGUUCCACAAUAUUAUAUAGACCACUGAACAAAGAAUGACAGCCCUUUGCAUCAUUUGGCAUAUGAAAGUUUUUUGUGUGCAUAGUUUAAUUUUUUAUGUGCAUAAAAAUGUGAUUUUAUAUGAUCUGAAGGAUAAUGCAGGAUACAGUUUAAAAUGUAAAAUUUGCCAGGUCAGUAUGUAUAACCCUAGCCCUCAAAUUAAUUAUAAUUAAGGUUAAAAUGUGCUGGUAUUAAGUGCUUUUUCCUGAGGCCUUCUGAUUGGUUCCUGGUAACAGAAUUUUAAAGGUAGGUGUGAGUAGUGCAACUCUUGUCCUUUAUAUAUAAAAGGUAUCAAGUAAUCAUGUCCUGAUUUUAAAAAAAUUACCCACAAAUGUCUUUUUUAAAUCGAUCAAAGUUAGAAACAGUUUAAAUAGUCUCAGUUCUUACAUAAUUGGGUUAAAAAUUAUAAGGUGUUAGAGGAACUUUAAUGCCAAAUUGGCAAAUUGGUAAAGAAAAAAAUGAUUUUUCAUUCUCUCCCAUGUAGAAUAGUCAGAUACACUAAAAUCCAUUUUCCAUAAAGAUUGUUUCAAUGGGAAUGGAAGAAACAAAAUCUUGAGAGUAUAGCUGAACCAGUUCUUCAUACUAGCAAUAAAUAACCACACUAAGUUCAUUAUUUUACAAAUGACUAAACCCAGUGUCUUGUCCUUUAAAAAAUAUAGGUACUGCAGAAUUGAUAAACAUGCAUUUGUUUUUUUAAAGAGAGCCCACUCCCCAAAUGGUAGCCAUUAAUUCAGGUAGUCUUCUAAAUGUAUUUGAGAGGGGUCCAUCUUUUGGCUGCUAUCCUAGUUAGAUGAGAUGUUGCUAUGGGAAGAACUUGCCAGUAUACACUAAACAGACACUUAAGCAAAAGAUACAUUCUGGAGCCAGGCGCAGUAGCUCAUGCCUUUGGUUCUAGCUACUUGAGCCUGAGGUGGGAGCAUCAUUUGAGCUCAGUUCUGCGCCAGUGAGACCCUCUUUAAAGAGAAGGAAAAAAGGUAUUCUGGAAGGUCUUGUGCAGUUCCAACAAUGUUUCAGCAUAUAUAUAUAUAUAUGAAUUCAUACGAUACCUGAACGGAAUCACGAAAUAACAGCUGAGAUUAUAGGGUAGCAAAAAUGACCUGCUUUUCCUGAAGCUUUGGGAGGCCUAGGAUUCCUAGUUUAGGCAUCACGAUCUUUGUUAAGCUUUAAAGGGGGCUAAAACUUGUGCAAAAUGGUGUCUCUGGUAACACUUCAGACAUAAUUGGCAAAAGUAUAAUAGGAAUGCACAAACCUUUAGUUUGAAAUAAUCGUGUAUUUUAAUGUGGAAUUGGAAGCAACACAUCAAACUGGUGAGUUCAUAGAAACUUACCUGAGAUGCUGCUGGGUUCCACUGCCGUUGUGUUAAGUCACGUAUUUUUGUAGCUGCUGUUAGCUGUGUCUAGUGUUUUGUAACCUAAGGAGGGUCUUAUAAAAGUUGGUAUGUUAACUAAAUCUUGGAUUGGGAAAUAGUACCAUUUGUAUCCUCUGCAAACAGAUUUAUGCUUUUGAGGCUCAAACCAACUAGUGUUCUCAUAGGCUGUUGCCUAAGGACAGAUAAAAAUGGAAAACAGGCUAUGUCCAGCGACAGAUGAUUGGUGGUUAAGAAUAGCAGUAAAGGAAAAUUACACCCGGAUUUUCUUCUGUAAGGUUUCAAGGAACUUGGAUUUGAACUGAAUCUACUGUUUUGGAAAAAACUCCCAACAAAAAGGAUGUUUGUUAUUGUCUCAGUCUUCGUCUUUGCUACACGAUUUGGAUCCCUUAUGCUUUUUCAUAAGAAUAUCUGUUUGCUAUAGUGAAUUUGGUAGCCCCCCCCCUUUUUUAAAUUUUAGUUCUUUAUUAGAACGUGUACUUGAAUGGACUACAGUUGCUCAUAACCCAUGUUAAUCUUUGAUAGUAUUUGGGGUUUUAUUUCAGGAGCUUUUGCAAUAAAGCAGGAACUGCAGUCUGCUUAAAGUCA
This is a messenger RNA of Piliocolobus tephrosceles (Ugandan red Colobus), 5576 nucleotides long. RefSeq names its product FMR1 autosomal homolog 1 (gene FXR1). Lineage: Eukaryota; Metazoa; Chordata; Mammalia; Primates; Cercopithecidae. Gene Ontology annotation, molecular function: mRNA 3'-UTR binding; translation regulator activity. The coding region runs from base 263 to 2215 and encodes 650 amino acids. The record is from RefSeq and is a predicted model, not a curated record. The transcript has 16 exons. Gene Ontology annotation, cellular component: nucleus; cytoplasmic stress granule; neuron projection. Gene Ontology annotation, biological process: regulation of translation at presynapse, modulating synaptic transmission; mRNA transport; positive regulation of long-term neuronal synaptic plasticity.